Molecule: messenger RNA, 821 nt
Organism: Sarcophilus harrisii (Tasmanian devil)
Lineage: Eukaryota; Metazoa; Chordata; Mammalia; Dasyuromorphia; Dasyuridae
Product: vesicle-associated membrane protein 7-like
Biological process (GO): exocytosis; vesicle fusion
Cellular component (GO): membrane; SNARE complex
Molecular function (GO): SNARE binding; SNAP receptor activity
Source: RefSeq, a predicted model, not a curated record
CCACUCACGGCCCCGCCCAUGCCCGGGCCCGCCUCGGCAGCGCUGCGCCUGCGCCGGAGCCUCCUCGGCCGUUGAGGGCGGUUGGCUAAGCUGAGGCUCCUGCCGCCGCCACCAGCAGGCCUGGAACCGCAAUGACCAUCACGUACAGCUGCAUUGCUAAUGGCCGGGUGAUCCUGGCCGAGCUGGCCCUGACUGGAGGCUCCUAUCAGGAUGCAGUUUCAUCAGUGCUAAAACUAGUGCUUCUAAAGGCUGAGAAAAAGACCACAGCACGAAUUGGAAGUUACGUCUACCAUACUCUCUUUAUUGAUGGAAUCACUUACUUGUGUGCCACAGACAAUCCCUUGGAUGUUACCUUACCAACUGCAUUUCUUGAUGAGGUGAGCAAAAAUUAUUCUGAAAAUCCCUUGAUGUUACAAGAACCUUUUCCUCCUUCAAAUGCAAUUAUUGCAGAUUUUCAGCAUGUGCUGGGGAAAUGCAUGAUGAAGUACAAUCAAAAUCAAGGAGAAUUUAUGAUUUCUGCUCUGAAAAGUCAAGUGACUGAUGUCAAAAAUUCAAUGUCACAGAAUAUUGACAAAAUGUUGAAAAGAGAAGAAAAACUGAAUAUACUUAUUGACAGAACAGACAAUCUUCAAGUAGCUGAGAAAUUGUCUUUUUUACUCAGGGGUUUAACCCCACUCCUGGAACCAGAAUAUACUGAAGAUUUCUAUUCUACUCCCGUAUCCAUCUCAACUAUAUUCCAGUUUCUUGGACUAAAGCAUUCCAAAAAACAACAACAAAGACUUCUAAGAAGAUGUGGUGGAGAAACUACAAAAUCAUCAUAA